CGAAUUCAUCGACGAAGACGGUCACUACUACAUCAGCAACAACAUUUAAUCCAUUCACGCGCUCUAAGUCGAUGAACAGGAGACAUACGAAUCUCCAGCCAGAACACAACGCAUCAUCAGCUGCGGGCAAGCUCAAUGGUUUCAAGACGCACAAUGGAUUCCAGGACAGCAGUAUGGUGCUCGCACAUAGCAUGUCACAUCAUGAAUUGCCCGACACUGGUGGAGUGGAUAGAGGUGAUCCAUAUCAUUGGAUUGGAUCCGGCGAUGGAAUACUGGGUGAGGCCAAAUAUGGAGAUAUAACAGUGGGUGUGCUAAAUGUGAUGGAACUAGCAUACUACACAAUACGGACAUUUGUGUUGCACAAAAGUGGAUCAUUGGAGCGUCGAGAGGUUCGCCAGCUGCAGUUCACCGCAUGGCCAGACCAUGGCGUUCCAAACCAUCCUGCACCACUCUUAAUGUUUCUACGGCGGGUGCGCGCCGAGUGCCCCCCAGACGCGGGACCAAUCAUCGUACACUGCUCUGCCGGUGUUGGGCGAACCGGCGCUUUCAUUCUCCUGGACAUCCUGCUCGAAAAAAUGAAACAGGAAAAGGCGGUGGACGUGCAUGGGGCAGUCAGUCGAUUGCGCGCUCAGCGAAACUUCAUGGUUCAGACUGAGGAUCAAUACGCGUUUGUAUAUGAUGCGCUGGUGGAGGCCGCUUCGAGCGGAAACACAGAGCUAACAGUCCGCCAGCUGGCGGCCCACUGGUCUCGUCUAACUAAAUUGGAUGGAGUCAGUUACGUGACUGGGAAUGAAGCAGAUUCAUUGAGUGGACUAGAGUUGGAAUUCACGCAGCUUGUUUCACAGAUACAACUCGCCAAAUUCACGUCUCCGCCGUCCACUAUCGGCCUGUUGUCACCCAUCGAUUUACUAAACGACCAUGAGGAAAGCCGCAUUCUGAAUGGCAGUUUCAACACCCCACGAGUUCCCUCCAACGGCCUACCCUACCAGAAAACGAGUGCAGCCAAUAUGCUAGUGAACCAGCGGAAAAACCGUCACGAAAACUUCGUCCCGCAUGAUGCCAAUCGCGUGUUAUUAAGGGCAAUUCGUGGAGUGGAUGGAUCCGAUUACAUUAAUGCCAGUUACAUAGAUGGAUAUCACUCGAGAGCUGCAUAUAUCGCCACGCAGACGCCGUUAAUCACCACGGUGGAUGACUUCUGGCGCAUGAUUUGGGAAACGGGAUCAUGUUUAAUCGUGCGGCUAGAAAACUCAACACCGGUUGGAGAGCCACCCGUCGUGGACGUGACUAUGUACUGGCCGAAUGUCCAGCACGCUAGACAUGGGUUUCUCGUGGUGGAUCCAAUCGGCACCUACACCAUGGUCACCUACAUGAUGCGGGAAUUUCGGCUUACUGACACGAGAGAUGGGACCACUCGUACCAUCCGUCAGUUCGAUGCGACACAAACAACCGAUCGAAUGGUUGAUUUGGAAGAGACGUACACAUUAACGUGCAGUGAAAACGCACUAGGCGCACAUCCAGUUGGAUCUGAGCAUGAGGCAGUAUUUGGCAAAACCCUAAAUGGCA
This is a messenger RNA of Dicrocoelium dendriticum, 1563 nucleotides long. Lineage: Eukaryota; Metazoa; Platyhelminthes; Trematoda; Plagiorchiida; Dicrocoeliidae. The record is from the annotation of a GenBank genome assembly.